This is a messenger RNA of Acomys russatus (golden spiny mouse), 685 nucleotides long. RefSeq names its product N-acetyltransferase family 8 member 2-like. The coding region runs from base 1 to 684 and encodes 227 amino acids. The record is from RefSeq and is a predicted model, not a curated record. NCBI's taxonomy places the organism in Eukaryota, Metazoa, Chordata, Mammalia, Rodentia, Muridae. The transcript has a single exon. Gene Ontology annotation, molecular function: N-acetyltransferase activity.
AUGGCUCCUUAUCACAUCCGCCAAUACCAGGAGAGGGACCACAAGAGGGUCCUGGACUUGUUCUCCAGUGGCAUGGCAGAGCACGUCCCCGCUGCCUUCCGCCACAUGUUGACACUGCCCCAUACUCUCCUGCUCUUACUUGGGGUGCCCAUAGCCAUAGCCCUGGGGUCUGGCUCCUGGCCCCUGGCUACAGUGUGCAGCCUCCUCACACUCCUUGGCCUGAGGCUCCGUGUCUGGCUAUCUUGGAGAAAUUUUGUGGCUACAUGUUUGUGCAAAGACAUGGCUGACAUCACCAAGUCCUACCUGAAUGCACGUGGCUCCUGCUUCUGGGUAGCUGAGUCUGGGGGGCAGGUGGUGGGCACAGUGGCUGCUCUGCCAGUCAAGGAUCCUCCAGUGGGGAGGAAGCAGCUGGAGCUCUUUCGCCUGUCUGUGUCCUCACAGCAUCGAGGGCAGGGGAUAGCGAAAGCGCUGGUCAGAACUGUCCUCCAGUUCGCGCGGGACCAGGGCUACAGCGAUGUUGUCCUUGAGACCACCAUUGUGCAGUAUAGUGCUGUGGCUCUCUACCAGGCCAUGGGCUUCCAGAAGACAGGCCAGUACUAUGUCAGCAUACCCAUGAGGUUAGAGGGUCUUUCUAUCCUUCACUUCACUCACUCUCUCCCUUUCACUGUGGAACCAGAGAUGUGAU